AUGCCCUCUACCAGGAUCCCUACGGACAAUGGGCCCACUGCUGCCUGCACUGUCCUGUCCCCAGGGUCACAUGCUGCUGUGAGGGGCAGCUAGUGGCACAGAGAACGCAGUCUUCUUCCCUACCCAUCUGUAAGGGCCUCAGGGGUGACUGCCCCAUCAAAGACCUGUAUGAUGUGUGACUCCCUUCAUCAUGGACAGAUGCCUGAUGAUCUUCCUAAUGGACUGAUCAGUGCAUACAUGGCACCUGUCCCUAACCCGAAAUCUAUAUCCACAGAGAGAGAGAGAAUCAAAGAGGGAUGUGGAGAUGAGGAUAGUGCAUCUCCAUCUCUCGGUCCUCAGCCCCACCCCAGGCCCGCAUGUGUCCAGACAGGGGUGGUCAGCUCAGCUGGGGAGCGUCCCUGGCUCCUGGCUCUAUUCUGGGGCGGCAGCCCUCCUUUCUCUAGCCAUAAACCCCCACUAUUGUCUGUGGAGGCAGGAAUGAGCCCACUCAGCUCUGCCUAAAGCCAGGCACCAGCCAGCCAGUCCACCCUGCCCCUCACUCACCCCAAACUGCCCACUCAGCUCAGUGUGUGUGCGCCUACAUCAGUCUAUCACCCUAUCAAACAGCACCCAUGAUAGACAGACUGUUUGCUCAGUGCUGCCCUCGUCUGUCUGAUCCAGACAAAUACAUGUGUUUGGCUCUGUGUAUGACAUCACCACCUGCAGACAGUCAAACCUGUUUGAGUGUCUCUGCUGUGUGUGUGCUGAACGUUAGGAGCUCAUAAACCAGAACUGGUCUGUUUGUCUGAGAGUCCUGGCUGGGAUACCAGUGAAGUCACUCCUCACAUGCUAAUCAGCUUGUAAAAAAAGAUCUACAUGAUUCAAAUGCCAGACACUGUGCAUAAACACGAGCUUAGGGGACACUUUGAGUGUUUGGAAGCUUCCAUUCACACGAACAACCACACAUGUGCACACAACAAGUAGAUACACUAGUGUACACUAGUCUUUUUUUAUUUAUUUUUUAACCCCUUUUUCGUGGUAUCCAAUUGGUAGUUACAGUCUUGUCCCAUCGCUGCAACUCCCGUACCUACACAGGAGAGGCAAAGUUCGAGAGCCGUGCGUCCUCCUAAACACAACCCAACUGAGCCGCACUGCUUCUUGACACAGUGCCCGCUUAACCCGGAAUCCAGCCGCACCAAUAUGUUGGAGGAAACAACGUACACCUGGUGACUGUCAGCGUGCCCGGCCCGCCACAGGAGUCGCUAGUGCGUGAUGGGACAAGAACAUCCCUGCCGGCCAAACCCUACCCUAACCCGGACGAUGCUGGGCCAAUUGUGCGCCGCCCUAUGGGACUCCAGAGCCUGGACUCGAACCAGGAUCUCUAGUGGCACAGCCUUAGACCACUGCGCCACUCGGGAGGGUGCACACUAGUCUAAGGCGUCGUGGCUGUUUCCUCACCCAACUCCACCCUUCCUAUGGCGGCAGGUAGCUUAGUGGUUAAGAGCGUUGUGCCAGUAACCGAAAGGUCGCUGGUUCUAAUCCCCGAGCCGACUAGGUGAAAAAUCUGUCGAUGUGCCCUUGAGCAAGGCACUUAACCCUAAUUGCUCCUGUAAGUCGCUCUGGAUAAGAGCGUCUGCUAAAUAAUGUAAAUGUAAUACCUGUGUCAUUCUGGUUUCACGGAAAGAGGUGGACGUUGUGUGAACAGAUGUUAAGGUUGUCGUGGAGCUUUGUCCCCUGGGUAACAUUGUCUGUAUGGGCCUGGAUAUCAGUGUUGAUGUUGUUUUUCAUUGUCUUCACAGGACGAGGAGAACGGGAAUGGAAAGGGUAAGUUGCCCCCCCUCUCCCUCAGUCAACACCAUCACCACUAGACUCUGGUCUCUCGAUGAUGUCACCACCCCACUAGCCAGGGUCCCCCUCUAGUCUGUAGCUACACUGCUCCCCCUGCAGGAUCGAGCCUCCCCGCUGCUGCCGAUGGGCUGGUGGCCCCAAAACACUGGUCCUAGGACAGUUUGAUUCCUUAUCUUGUAAUGCUCACAGUUAAGAAAAGGGGGAAGGAAACUGAACCUGGACCUGUGCAUAGAGUUGUCCUUUUAUUGAGUCUCAAUUGGAUUAUUGGCAGUAUUUAUGUUCAUGUCAUGAUAUUGAUGCAUAUAGUAUAUUCCCACUAGGCACACACUGGUUGAAUCAAUGUUGUUUCCACGUCAUUUCAAUGAAAUUACGUUGAACCAACGUUGAAUAGACGAUGAAUUGAAGUCUGUGCCCAGUAGGCAAUGAUUAAUUAAUAGUUAUUAUCAGGUUCUAUUUAAUCAAUUGAAGAAUGAACUGACAGUAACAUACUGUAUGUUCCAUGUAGGGAGAAGUAGGUUGGAGCCAAUGGACACCAUAUUUGUCAAGAAUGUGAGAGAGAGAGGUCCCGCUCACCAGGCUGGCUUGUGUACAGGUAAGGACAAUAUGUGUGUGAAUGAGAAAGAGCGGGACGGGAGAAUGAGUGUGGGCAGAACAGUCUGAUUUGUAAUGGAAAUAACCUGAAGAGCAUCAGACAUGAUCACACAUAGAUGAUGAGAUCAGAGCGAGAGGGAAUCAGGUGCUUCCAAUGAUUCAACAAGGAUACUAACCAGACCAUGUUCAGCAAACACACACACAUUAAAGUUGCAUUACUGUCUUAGGAAAUUAGUAAUGAUACUGAUGAGAACAGAAUUACACAGACUGACAAAUACCCAGCAGUGUGAGUUAGAGCUAAUUAGAGAUAUUUUCCUGUUGUGUCUUGCAGGCUAAGCUGGGUAGCAUUCCUCUCCCUGCAGCCCAGCCAAGCUAAAUCAGUACUCCUAACAAAUAUAUACGCACACACACACACACAAACGUGCACCACCAAAACACAUCCACACACUAACACACAACGAAUGACUCAUCCCUUCUCCUGCCAUACACACAAACAGAUACAGGCAUUUUUCCUCAGGCUUAUGAUCCGGUAUGUCAACACACAAUAUACCCCGAGGCGACACCUUGUCCUUCCUGACUUCACAGCACCUAUUGCAAACACAUAGUUCUAUAUUUCCAUACACAGUCCCUAUCAAGCCCCCCUCUCAGCCAUAAACCACCCAUCCCCCAGCAGGAUGUGUGUGUCUGGGUCUGGGGUCUCCCUGACCUUCCCUCCCCUGACCUGACCCACCAGGAUAUCCCUCUGCUGGAGGCCUGUGUCUGGGGGGGGAGGUGGGUGUGACUGGGGUCAGUGAUGGGGGUGGUGGAGGGGUUGCUCUAGUGCGUGUGUGGAUCACUGAAUAUCUGUGCUGUGUUUGGUCCUACUGUGAUUUAAGUAUGUAUGCGUGUGUGUUGCAGGGGAUCGGCUGGUGAAGGUGAAUGGAGAGAGUGUCCUGGGGAAAACCUACUCCCAGGUGAUCGCCCUCAUACAGAACAGGUAAGUGCCACUGGACUGUGUGUGCCCACAGUAUGUACAGUACAAGUCAAAAGUUUGGAUACACCUACUCAUUCCAUGGUUUUAUUUAUCUUUACUAUUUUCUACAUUGUAGAAUAAUAGUGAAGACAUCAAAACUAUGAAAUAACACAUAUAGAAUCAUGGAGUAACCAAAAAAGUUUUAAACAAAUCAAAAUAUAUUUGAGAUUUGAGAUUCUUCAAAGUAGCCACCCUUUGCCUUGAUGAUAGCGUUGUACACUCUUGGCAUUCUCUCAACCAGCUUCGUGAGGAAUGCUUUUCCAACAGUCUUGAAGGAGUUCCCACAUAUGCUGAGCACUUAUUGGCUGCUUUCCCUUCACUCUGUGGUCCAACUCAUCCCAAACCAUCUCAAUUGAGUUGAGGUCGGGUGAUUGUGGAGGCCAGGUCAUCUGAUGCAGCACCCUUACACAGCCUGGAGGUGUGUCCAUUGCUCGUGUUUCUUGGCUCAAGCAGGUCUCUUCUUCUUAUUGGUGUCCUUUAGUACUGGUUUCUUUGUAGCAAUUCGACCAUGAAGGCCUGAUUCACGCAGUCUCCUCUGAACAGUUUUUUUUAUUUAUUUUUAUUUCACCUUUAUUUAACCAGGUAAACCAGUUGAGAACAAGUUCUCAUUUACAACUGCGACCUGGCCAAGAUAAAGCAAAGCAGUGCGAUAAAAACAACAACACAGAGUUACAUAUGGGGUAAAACAAAACAAAGUCAAAAAUACAACAGAAAUACAUAUAAUAUACAGUGUGCAAAUUUAGCAAGUUAUGGAGGUAAGGCAAUAAAAUAGGCUAUAGUGCAAAAUAAUUACAAUUAGUAUUAACACUGGAAUGAUAGAUGUGCAAGAGAUGAUGUGCAAAUAGAGAUACUGGGGUACAAAUGAGCAAAAUAAAUAACAAUAUAGGGAUGAGGUAGUUGGGUGGGCUAAUUUCAGAUGGGCUGUGUACAGGUGCAGUGAUCGGUAAGGUGCUCUGACAACUGAUGCUUAAAGUUAGUGAGGGAGAUAAGUGUCUCCAGCUUCAGAGAUUUUUGCAAUUUGUUCCAGUCAUUGGCAGCAGAGAACUGGAAGGAAUUGCGGCCAAAGGAGGUGUUGGCUUUGGGGAUGACCAGUUGAUGUUGAGAUGUGUCUGUUACUUGAACUCUGUGAAGCAUUUAUUUGGGCUGCAAUCUGAGGUGCAGUUAACUCUAAUGAACUUAUCCUCUGCAGCAGAGGUAACUCGUGAGAGCCAGUUUCAUCAUAGAGCUUGAUGGAUUUUGCGACUGCACUUGAAGAAACUUUCAAAGUUCUUGAAAUUUUCCGGAUUGAUUGACCUUCAUGUCUUAAAGUAAUGAUGGACUGUUGUUUCUCUUUGCUUAUUUGAGCUGUUCUUGCCAUAAUAUGGACUUGGUCUUUUACCAAAUAGGGCUAUCUUCUGUAUACCACCCCUACCUUGUCACAACACGACUCAUUGGCUCAAACGCAUUAAGAAGAAAAGAAAUUCCACAAAUUAACUUUUAACAAGGCACACCUGUUAAUUGAAAUGCAUUCCAGGUGACUAACCCAUGAAGCUGGUUGAGAGAAUGCCAAGAGUGUGCAAAGCUGUCAUCAAGGCAAAGGGUGGCUACUUUGAAGAAUCGAAAAUUGAAAGUAUAUUUUGAUUUGUUGAACAUGUUUUUGGUUACUACUUGAUUCCAUAUGUGUUAUUUCAUAGUUUUGAUGUCUUCACUAUUAUUCUACAAUGUAGAAAAUAGUAAAAAUAAAGAAAAACCCUAGAAUGAGUAGGUGUCCUAAAAUUCUAACUAGUACUGUAUGUAUGGGUGUUGUUUAUGUAUGAGAUGUGUCUGUUUUACAAUGCAUGUUUUAUGUAUGUAUAGUAUCAUUCUGGAAUGUGGAACAUAACAUGUUCAGUUGUGUAAGUCUUCCUUGACUGUGUGAGUAAUUCCUCCUAAAGAGAAUAGCCUGGAGCAGUGAGUGUACAGAUCACAUCCACUGAGAGCAGUAGUGUCACCAGGGUCAGCAGCAACAGUGUCUCCUGUGACAUGGUUGCUGAUCAACUAAUCCCAAACCAAAACAAAUCCCUUCGUCACAACUGGGGGGAAAGUGUUAUCUUACUGUAACAUGAUGAGUUUGGAAAAAAUGUGGAAUUAUAUUGUUUUUCUAUCCUUCCAUCUGUGUUCCCUUUUCCCUUCCUCUGUCCUUUUCUCCCCUCUCUUCGGUUCCCCCUCUCUUUGCCCUCUCUUCCUUGUCCCCCCUCUCUUUUCUUCUCGUUCCCUCCACAGUGAGAGUGUGUUGGAGCUCUGUAUAAUGCCAAAAGAUGAAGACGUGCUGCAGCUGGUAAGUGUGAGUAUGACAAUUCUGCCACACUACACCCUAAUAGAAAUACAUACUCUCUCCUGAAUCAUUGAUUGAUUUACGAAUACUAAUACUACAGAGAGAUAACAUCUUGGAUAUUGUCAUUCUUGUCAUUCCUCCAUUGCUUUGAGUUGAAAUUCUCAAACUCUCAUAAACUAGCUUGACUGUGACUAAUAUGCUUUCUAGUCUGUAGUUAGAUUACAACACACAUUCAUUCAAGCUAUUAUUCAAAGUUCUGUAGACGCGUCACAUGAAAAGCAGCUACCUACAUACUCACACACCCACACACAUUUUGACUCUGUCCAUAAAUUGCUCCACCACUUACUCACAUGACCAGACAUGCAGAGCAGAGCAUGUCACCGCCUCUCCUCUGGACCAGGAGGAGCAACCCAGGGGCACAACACUGACACAACCUCCCAGACCUGGGCGCCCAACCUGGGCUUCUCUCUCACACACAACCCCCUACCCACCAAGCACCCUGUCUGAUUCCCCUUCCCGAAUACUGCCAUCCUUCAACUCCACUACCACUACCCCCACCCCUCCACCCUUCUCUCCUCUCACUCCGCCCCUCACUGCAGCACGUGCAUCAGUUGCAUUCCAAUGGUGACAUCACCAGCACUAGCUACGCCCCCUUCCACCCUCCCACAGGGUAGAGUGAGGGAGAGAGAGAGGGAAGAGGAGAGGGAGUUUGGAAGGGCUUGUCUGAGGACAGCAUACUGAACGAAGCAAGUAGAAAACAAGAAGAAAGUUCGACAGAUAGCUUAAAAAGAACAGCAAGAGUGACAAAAAAGGAGUGAAAAGAACACGGCGAGACAUAACGAGAGAGAGAGAGGGAGAGAGUGGUAAAUCGUAGCAACGGGAGUGGUAGUGUCUGUGGGAAGCAAACAGACUAGUGCAUUGAGGAGUCUUCCCCUCCUCUCCUCUUCCUCUGUGAGUGACUUCAAGCCAGUAUUGAGUCUGAGAGACACUGCCAGACUGCCCUGCUCUCGGAGGUAAAGCCUGAACACCACUGAACACUUUAUCUUUAAGUGUUGCCUUUUGAUAGACAAUUUUUGGGGGGCAAAGAUGUUUGAAGUCUGUAGCUUUGUUGUUUCUUGUUCAGUGUUGUGGCUGUAGCUUCAGGGGCUGAACGAUGCUUUAGAUGUGUGUUGUUGUUGUGGGUGUAUAUUAGAUCAAGCGAGCUAUAGCAGUGGGAUUCUGUGCUUGUUUUGAUAGAUACAGAUUCUGCUCUAAGUCAGUGCUUUGUUGUAGUGGUGUAUUUGGAACAUUGCUGUUGUGUUGUGGCUCUUGCUCAAGGCGUGUGCUGGAGCCAGUAACUAACUAGCUAGCUAGCUGUGUUUGUGUUGGAGGCUGAGUUGGGGCCUAAAGAGUCACUGUGGCUGAGCAGACUGAGGUGGUAGGAGGAUGAACGUUGCUUGCUGUAUAACAUAAUAGUUAACAAGGAGCUUUAGUGGAAUACUGUGCCGGUCAAACCUGUGACUGUCAAAGCAAUGCUAUUGAAUCAUUGACAGAGUCCAUCUACUGAUCCUGCUCCUUCCUCCCCUCUGACCUUUGACCUCUGUUCGUCACCUGAACUCCUCCUGUUUGUGUCUCACCUCUCUCCCUCUAUGUCUUCCCCUACAGGCAUACUCCCAGGAUGCCUACCUGAGGGGCAACGAGCCUUACACAGGGGGAGCCCGGAACCUUCCGGUACCCCCGCCCCUCUGCUACGCUCCCCGCGCCAAGUCCCAGCCUCCCGCCGGUGCCCCGGCCCCCAUGGGCCAGAACCAGCUGGACAACUGGAGCCGCUGGGCAGGCUCCUCCAGCCCUUCGUCCCCCCUGGACAACCGCUCCGCCGUUGGCAGCCCGGCCAGCUGGCAGGAGGGGCGGGGCGGAGAGCCGGGGGGCAUGGGCCACAGUAGCCCCCCCCACAGGACAGAGGAGAUCCAGUACGGUGUGACCGGGCAGCAGCCUACGGGACAGACCAGGGGUCGCUCUUACUCCUCAUCUUCCUCCUCAGGAGGGCCCCUCAGCAGCCCUCUGCAUGUCCACUACGUCAACCACAAUGCUGCCACCGCCACCACCGCCUCCUCUCAGCCACGGAAGGUCAGCCAGGCCUGGGCCAGCCCUCCCCAGCCCAGCCCCAGCCGCAGCCAGCACUGCCAACAGGCCCUGUCUGAGUGGUACUACAGCCAAGCUGCUGAGCAGCGCCAGGGCCGUAGUGGCAGCAUGCACCAACGCCACCGCAGCUACUCUCAGGACAGGCUGUGUGAGACAGGCCCCGGGUGCCACCGCCGGGGUCCGGGUGGCUGGCCCCACAGCGCCUCCCAGGACACCCUGAUGCUACUGCAGCAGUCGGGCCCCGGCCCCCACGGGGACCCCUCUUGGACCUACGGAGACUGGGAGGGGGCCCGGGACCGGAGUCACCCCUCCUACGGCAGCAGAGCCCGGUCAGAGAACCUGCUGGUACAGUACGACCGCUAUGGCCACUCACUGGAGAUGCUGGAGUCGCCCCGUUUUGAGAGGCCCGCCUGGCUGCAGCAGGCCCCACAGCAAGCUCCCAGGACUGAGGCCUACCAGAGGAAGGGGAACCAUUAUGGUGUCGCACCAGCCCCCUCUAUGGGCCGACAAGCACAGCCACACCACAAAAACCACUCCCAACCCCAACCCCACUCACAGUCCCACACACAGCCCCAGCCCCAACAGCCAGCCCCCCAGAGCAGACGUCUGCCUACCGGACAGAGCCUGGACGACCAGCCAGUAGGUUACCGCAGCUACAGCCCCUCCUUCUACCGCAAGACAGGCCGCAUCAUGCAGCAACCCUCCUUCAGGGACCCCUCCUACCUUGGCCCCCACCUCAGCUGGGCCCCCACCCCCAAAACCAGCCCCCCAGAGGGUGUUGUCCCCUCAGUUCCAUCCCCCCUGGCCUCCACCACCCCCGAGCCCCUUGACAGGGCCUACCACCCCACCAACCAUGAGAGGGGGGCAGUGGAAGGGCAGGUGGAGGUGGUAGCUCAGACCCAGGAGGUCAAACUGAGACAGAAACCCCCCACGGGGCGAAGGAGCGCCCACGCCAUGCGCCACCCCCACUACACCCUGCCUGUAGAUGGCACGGAACCCCCUGUGUUCCCCCCUGACCCCCACGACGCUGUCCCCGCCCCUCGCCCCUCAGGAGAGGGUGCCCCGCGCCGUACCAAUGGCAACCUGGCCCCUCUGUCUGUAGAGGAUGACGCAAUGGCCUCCAUUCCCUUUAUAGGUAAGCACCUCCACCACCACACACUCCUCCUCCUCUUCCUCUCCCUACCCCUCCAUGUGACCUGCAGACCCAAUCGCUCCCACUUCCGUUUAAGACACAAACAUUCUCCUCCUGAUUGA
Molecule: messenger RNA, 9098 nt
Organism: Coregonus sp. 'balchen'
Lineage: Eukaryota; Metazoa; Chordata; Actinopteri; Salmoniformes; Salmonidae
Source: the annotation of a GenBank genome assembly